AUGGACCAGGAGUUCAGAAGUUCAUAUGUUUUUGUACGUGUGUGUGCAGGUGGAACAAUAGACAUCACAGUACAUGAGAUCCAAGAAAACCAUCACUUGAAGGAGUUACACAAGGCAACUGGAGGUGGAUGGGGAGGCAACAGAGUAGAUGAAAACUUCACUCAUUUCCUCAAGGAAAUAUUUGAUGAUGGUGUAUGGGAUGAAUAUGUAAAGAACCAUCCUACCGAAUUACAGCAUAUGCUGUACAGCUUCAGUCUACAGAAAUGCUCUGCUAGCAGGGAGGCGGUUUACAUACAUUGCUACUACAACUUGACCAGAGUGGCAAACUCCAAAAAGGACAUCUCCCACUUCUUCAAAAACGCAAAAGGAGCUGUGUGGUGUGAUGGGAUGAUCAUGAUUACAUAUGAGAAAAUGAAGAGCUUUUUUGACUACAGUAUCAAAAAUAUAAUUUGUGCUUUGAGGGAAAUUCUUGACAAGCCUGAGAUAGCCAAAGUCAAGUACAUUUUGCUUGUGGGGGGCUUUGCAUCUAGCGUCAUCUUGAGAGAUGCAAUCAGUCAGGCCUUUGGUGAGAAGUAUCAUAUCUUUUGCCCACUGGAGGUACAAGUAGCCGUUGCAAAAGGGGCUGUUUUAUUUGGAGUCAAUCCAGAUAUUGUUGCCUCAAGAGUCAGUGCUUGGACAUAUGGCCUAGCAGUAACUCAGGAAUUUGAUGCUACCAUCCAUGACUUCCGUAAAAAAAGGGUCUCAAAAGCUGAUGGCUAUACUUAUUCAGUAGAUAUCUUCAAGAAAUUGGUGGGAAUUGGGGACACAGUGAAUAUAAAUGAAGUUGCCCACUAUUAUUUUCAUCCAACAGAACCAGAUCAGACAAGUGUACACUUUUCUUUCCAUGGUACAGAAAAGCAGGAUGCUCUGUAUGUAGAUGAGGAAGAGAUAGAACGUCUUGGCUCCUGUAUAGUGCCAAUGCCAGACACAACGCUGGGGAAGAAACUCAAACUGAAGCUGGAUAUUAAAUUUGGGCUCACUGAAUUUAAAGCCACAUGUACUGAUGUUACUUCCAACGAAAGUCAGACAGUGAUGAUAGAUUUUUUAUCUGUGUAAAUGCCCAGUACAUUGAGCAGCAAGGACAGCAACCCAAGGGAGAGCAUGGCUUUAGUGGGAAGCAAUAAUUAUGAGAGUGGAGAAAGUAAAUGGACCAUAAAGUCCAUCAUCCAGCCUUCUGUUCACAUAGGUAACAGUUUGCUAGUCUGAUUCUCUGGUUCCUUCCAUUCCUCACCAACUACCCUUUCAGUCCAACACCUUCUUCCUGUUGUAUCUGACAGCAGGUUUAUCUGAUGCUUUAUCUCUUGCUCUUGUAGCUUAGCCCUGCUGCAUCUCUGAACACAACAGUCCAUACCACCAAUAUAAUCUGUACUCUACCUGUGUUUGAUGCAAAGCUUCUGGAUUGGUGCCUAAAUUCCAUAUAUACCACCUCAUAACUAUUUAUUUUAGCCUGAUGUCUUCUUUCAGCUACAUCCUCUCUUCCUCUGAUAUCAGGUCUCCUUACCUGGCGCCCAGGUUUAACUCUGCCAGGGGUGACAUUCAAUGGAUUUGUGGUUUCUUCAGAACAUCAUUUAAGUAGAUUAUGUGUAACUGAAGAGCUUUUGUCCCAGUCAAGAUAUGCUGUGAAGCAGUAACUCAAUGUAGUCCAGUAGCUUGUACCCAAAGCCCGUGGGAGUAUUUUUUCCAUUAAAACAUUGGGCAGUCUGAUCUUAUUAGAGUGGCAGAUCUGAAUGCUAGACUGUAACAUCACAGAUGUGAAUAGUGCUUAUGCCGCUGCCUGAGCCCCUCUGUCCAGCUGUGGCUGCUUUCUACAUCUCUGACUUGAGCUCGAUAUUUUCCAUGUCCGUAAAACCUCCUUUCUUUGCCUCCUGCCUACAGCACCUGUGUGCAGGUUCAGCACCGCGUGGCCCAUGUGAGCCCAAAUUUGUCUGAGAGAAAGAUGUGAUCCAGCAGUGUCCUGGGUCUGCCUGGGGUGCAGUUAACGCUCUUCACAGCCACCCUUAUGCUGCCGUGUGAUUUAUCGCCAGCACGCCAUUGACAGCACACUGAUGUUUCAGCAAUAGAUGAACAGGGCUCGCACAGUGACAAAGCUGCCUCUGAUUCUCACUCUGCCCCUGCAGCGGGGAGGCUCGCGGGGGGAGCUGAGGGGCUGGGAGAGGACACAGCAGACCCCAAAUGUCCAAGGGGAUGUUCCAUACCCUGUAAAGUUGUGAUCAGCAAUAAAACUGGGGAGGGGUGGUAUCCAGAGUAGCUAUUGCUUGAAGACAGGCUGGGCACCAGUCUGGUGGUGAGAUGGUGACUAGCUUUACCUCACUUGGAGGUUUUUUGUUUGGUUUUGGUUUUGGUUCUGUUUUUUUUUUUCCCUUUCACUGAGGGUGUAGGGUUUUCCUGCUGAACACUGGCCUGUCCCAAUGCAAAUACUUGGUUGGCUGGGUAUACUACAUGAAAACUUAGCACUGGCAAUGUUAUUAGCUGUAAUGACUGUGUUAGAAUCACUGCUAGCCAUGUACUUAAUGCCGUUAAUUAUUAAAGCAACAUGCAGAAGAUUAACCUGUAUUUACACUAUGCCCUGUGAUGAAUAAAACUGAACUAUUCUGAAUACAUCACCUUUGUUUUCACUUAUAAAAUCGUAUGCGCACAAUAAAAAUAUUCACAACAGAAACCUGUCUACAUUUCUAUCAUGCCAGGUGGCAUUUCUCUGUAAACUAUAUGAGGACCAUUCUGGGUGGCUAGGUUCCAAGAAACUGAGUAUUUCAGCUUUUCUCUUACCCUUUGGACUUGGGACUUUCACCAGUGCAAAGUGCAACACGGCUCCAUCCCAGGCCACUGCCCCUCUCUGAUUGCAGCUGGGAAAGCUGUGUGCAUCUGCUCCAGGUCUUUCCCAUCCGUGUGCUACCUGAGCUUUGACGCUCAGACAUUGACACCAACCAUCGUGAUUGCACCUCCUAAUUUGGCUUGUUCUGAUGAGGUAGAAAUGUUGAUCAUUUCAGAUAUGGAGCAUGGAGCACAUGCAGGUGCUUUGUUGUUUGUAAAAGCAGCACUGAGUGUCGGCAUCUCAAGCUAAGUGUCGGAGAACUAUGGGGGCUAUGGGGGGCUCUAACCUCAGUCUGACAGGACAGAGGAUAAUGGGGCUGAGCCCUUUCCAGCCAUUCUCUACAAUAGGCACAUCUGCUGAGCUGGGCAUGAACCCCUGUUGCAUGAUAAAUAGGAUGAUUUAUUUAUAUUAAACAUCAAACUUAACAUAUCACGGACUUUCAGGAGGGAAACAGGGCCAGCUUUGCAUUGCCAGUGCCCGGGGCAGCAGCAGGCUGGGCAGGCAGUCAGAGCUGCCAGGUCCUAAAUGACUGGGCGGGCAGAAGAUGAUACUUGUUUCUCAACCACAGCUUGCUGGCUGCUUUCUGCCUAAAGCACCUGGUUUCUUGGAAGCUGGAAGGCAGCAAACCCCAUUUCACAGAACCGCCGCUGUUUCCCCACACUGCAGCAGGAGACACGUCCUCUGCUUCCCCGGCCGGGGACAAAUCCAGGAAAAGCUUGGCCGCCAUGCACAACCCAAAAUCCCAGGGCUGUGCUCCCUGCUUGGGAUCCCCCAGCACCCUCUGCCCCCCAGCCUGACCCUGCCUGCUGAGGAGGUCCCCAUGUGGGGUCCAGGAUGUCUCUGCAGUGCUGCCCAGCACCCCCGCUUUAGAAAAUAUUUCUUCCUAUUCAGCAGAAAUUGCACUUAGGAACAUUCACUUCCUUCAGGAUAUUAAACAAAACAAACCCUGGGAGAGGGCGAGAGAGUGAGUGUUGGCAAGAGUGUGAUGACUUUACAAUUAAACUGAAAAUUCCUCAUAACCAUACCAUUUCAAGGCAAAAAAAAAAAAAAAG
Columba livia (rock pigeon) is the source of this 3903-nucleotide messenger RNA. Its product is annotated as heat shock 70 kDa protein 12A-like. The record is from RefSeq and is a predicted model, not a curated record. The transcript is spliced from 2 exons. Bases 1 to 1095 code for a protein of 364 amino acids. NCBI's taxonomy places the organism in Eukaryota, Metazoa, Chordata, Aves, Columbiformes, Columbidae.